GCAUCUCUCACAAGCUUACUCAACACUUUUUAAUUUGAUAUAAUCCAUUAUACAACAAAAUACUCCAAAAUGCAGUCAGCAGCAGCAGCAGCAGCAGCAACUCUCAGCAUUGCACCACCCCUUAUUCCUAAUCUCUCACCCUCCAAAGCCUUCUCCCCAAGGCUUGGCAGCUCCAUUGGUUCCCCUCGGCGCGGCCUUCCAAUCAAAGCAACCGCCACCACCUACGACACUUCCAUGGUUGACUACAGCUCUAUGCUCUCUGUGUUUCCAGCAGAGGCGUGUGAGACAAUCGGCGGAGAUGCAUGCCGGGCAGACAUAUACCCUGAAGUAAAGCUACAACCGGAGGCCAGAAACAACUCCCCGAGGACCACAACAGAGUUGAUGGACAGAGAAUAUCUGGAAUACAAUGAUGCCAAAACGGUUUUCUGUGCUGAGGCGUGCGAUGAUUUGGGCGGAGAAUUCUGUAGCCGAGAGUAUCAAAGGGGAGUGUAUUAGAAACAAGUGACCAUAUCGCCAGGAUCCUUUUCAGCUAUCAGGAUUCAGGACUGGAUAUAUUUAUAUAGAAAUAUGCGAUGUAUAUAACAGACCUUUUACUUGCUGUGUAACUACAUAUAACUUCUUUAAUGAUAUGAUAUAGUUUGGAUUUGGAGCAGAAAAGUAAA
Molecule: messenger RNA, 662 nt
Organism: Gossypium raimondii (Peruvian cotton)
Lineage: Eukaryota; Viridiplantae; Streptophyta; Magnoliopsida; Malvales; Malvaceae
Product: light-regulated protein 1, chloroplastic
Exons: 3
Coding region: 70-495 (141 amino acids)
Cellular component (GO): chloroplast
Source: RefSeq, a predicted model, not a curated record